Messenger RNA from Cylas formicarius (sweet potato weevil), 3083 nucleotides. Its product is annotated as golgin subfamily A member 6-like protein 7. The coding region runs from base 304 to 2799 and encodes 831 amino acids. The transcript has 12 exons. Lineage: Eukaryota; Metazoa; Arthropoda; Insecta; Coleoptera; Brentidae. The record is from RefSeq and is a predicted model, not a curated record.
CAAUAAAUAUACUAAAUUGUGGUAUAGAUUUAUUAACAGUAUAAACUUUGGAGAUUGAGAAAAAAUGCAUAAUUACUGCUGCUGCUCCUUUAUACUCUUUAUGUUAUUGUAAAUGCGUCGAAAAUAGAAAUUUUUAAGCCGCAUAAUGACAUGUAAUGGUUUCAAUUCAUAGGAAAACGUCAUCAGUUGUCAAGAAACUCUAAAAUUGCCAAGGUCGCUUCUGGCCAAAAAUGUAACUUAGGUUUUAAAGCUACUCGGGGAACUAAAUUUGGAGUAUAAGCUGCGUCACUUUCAAAAUCUACAAUGUGUAAGACGGUUAUCAAGAACGAUUUAGAAACUUUUGACAAUGAAAUAAGGGACUUGAUAAUGCUGGAAGAUUCGACUCACGGUACUUUGUGUGCCAUCCAUAAAACCAUCAAUUCCACUGAUAACUUUCCUCACUCGAACCAUCAAAUGCUACGCCUAUGUCCCAGUUUUUCGGGGUAUCACAGCAAAAUACCAAUUAGAUCGCGACAGAACAAAAGUCCAAAUUAUAGACAGCGAUUACCAAAAACUUCGGCACCCAAAAAUGUCUGCAGACACGCCUCCACCAUCGCACCUUACCAUUGCCCGAAUGCAGGACACGUACUCUCGGUUAUGAACAUAGAGAAAACGCUCAGUUGCCCAGGAAAUAUGUACUACGAGAAUUCAUCAAAUAGGAAUUGUGGAAUGUCUUCGAAAAGCUCGUUGCAAAUUGAUUGCAAGCUAGCUCAAAGUUUAGUCAAUACCGACGAAGUGGUUUGCGAAUUGAAAGACGAAAUUGAAAGGAUCAAAGUCCAAUUGAAACACAAGACGGACACUAAACCACAAAAUAAAAUUGAAGACGAAGCGUUUCAACUAGUCAAAUUAAAAAAUGAAAACAAAAGAUUAAAACGAGAAGUGGAGGCUAAGAAAAAGCUUCUGGAAGCUUCGAGAAAAGACGUCGAUAAAGCUCGAGACAUUCUCGGCGACUACGAAAAAAAGGUCAGCUUACUACACGCUCAAGCUAUCAAAUCGUCGAAAGCGAUGAAAGCGAGCAAGGAAAAAUUUUGUAAAUGUUUGAGCGAGAAAGACGACACAAUUAGAUGUUUGAAGGAGAACAAUAGCGGCCUCGUGAUCACCAUCGAAGAGACGAGACGCCAAUAUAACAGGAAGGAAGAAGAGUGUGAACAAAUGAAAGCGGCCUUAGAAGAAACCAUCGAAAAAUGUUCCGCGCUGAAAGAGACUAACCAAAAUUUCUGCGAAUGCAUUGAAAGCCUAAAGCAGGAAUUGGACAAGUCCGCUACAGAAUCUGAGGAAUAUAAAUCGUCUGUGAAGAAAUUGGAACAAAAACUGUGCAAUUUGAACUCCGCCUGUAAGAAAAUCAUGUCGAAAAUGAAACGGCAAAAAGAGCAUUACGAACAGCAAUUGAAAAACCGCGAAACAAGCGAAAGAUCUUUAUCGGAGCAAGUGUCCUUUUUGUCAGAUCGAUUGACUGACGUGAACAAUCAAAAAAUGGGAUACAACCAACUCAAAACUCACUGUGACGAACUUGAAAAGAAGCUCAAACAAUACGAACGGUAUUCUGAAAAGUGUCAAUGUUUGGAAGAGGAAUGCAAGAAACAGUACGAACUGAUAAUACAAAAUGAAAGAGCUUUCGAAAAACGUAGGAAUGAAAUGCAAAACCUUGUCGACGAAUUAACGACGGUGGUUAACAACAACAAGGUGUCACUGCUGCAAAUGUCGGAGAUAAAUAAACAGCAGCAAAUGUUAAUAAGGGAUCAGAGCGUAGCUCUAAUGACGAAGGAGGAACAGUUGGAAUUGCUAGGAAAGCAAUCCGAAAACUUUAAGCGAAGAAGUGAAGAGCUCGAGAAGGAAGUGGGUGAUUUGCGAAGGUCGUUGUCAGAACCUUGCAGUAAAGAUGCGUGUUUAUGCAUUUCUAAGGAGCUCCAAGAAUUAAGACGAACUCUAAGCGAGGAACGUGACAACCAUCUGCUCAAAGAGAAAAUUAUCGAGGAUCAAUCUCAAACCAUUUUAAGGCUUCAGCAUCAAGUCAAAGAUAGGUUAUACGAACUGAAUAAAGCCCACUCGGACGCAAAGUAUCUAGAACAAGAACUUAUGAAAAUCAAUGAACAACUGCAUCAGAAGCACAAAGAGCUAGACAAGCAGAUGGACGAGAAAGAUAAUUUGAUCGAGAAAUUGAAGAUCCUAGAAGGUCAGAAGAAACACUUGGCGCGAGAAAUCGACGACUUUGAGGACAUGCUCGCUAAUUUUCGAGACACUGACGGGGACGACGAACAUCAAGAAAAAGUCUUGGCUGACCUAAAGAACCAAAUAGAAGAGCAACGAAACGAGUGGGAAUGCCAAAGAGAAAACUUAGCUAAAGAGAAACAGAGGGCCGUUUAUGCAGCGAAAUUCGCCACAAAAAAAUUGCUGGAAACCACUGCCGAAUUUCAAAUGCAAGUGGAUGCACAGAAAAAAGUCCAAACGUUACUAACGAAAAUGUUACACGACAAGGAUGAGCAACUGAAAAUUGUGAGCUCUAAGAUGUCUAAUAUAAAUGCGAUUACAAGUCAGACUUUCAAAGAAAAUGUGGAACCAAUGCAGGAGCUUUACAGACGAAACAUGGAUAAAAUAGUUUCAUCCAAUCCGACUACCACUACAUCCUUUUACUCCUCGUGUUCGAGUUGCUGCAAAGCAGGAGCUGGAAGGCGGCAGUGCGAAACGGUGCCAUGUGCAACAAUAAAUAAUUUGUUCGAUUCACUAAACCUUAGUGUCGAGCAACCUAUAAGGGAUUUUUAGCUGAUUGUUCAGAAGCCAUGAUUGAUUUUGUGUGGUAACUGUUUGUUAUUGGAGAUGAGUGAUUAAUAAAAUGGAUAAAAUAAGUCGAUGGUACUCUUUUUUUCGUUUUAAUAGUUCAAAAGAAUUAAAUUUGAUUCUGCCAUCAAAUAUGCUUGCAAGACUAUUAUUGGUAAUUUAGGUAUCUACAUUGACACCGUGGAUGCAAAUCUUGGUGAAAAAUCUUCUAAAAUUUAAAACUGAACAUUUCGCACUUCUCAGAUUCAAGUUUGAGUCACAAACAAACU